AUCGUCAACCUCUGAUAAAUCUAAAACGCCGAAGCGACGAAACGAUACACUGUAGCCCCGAGAAGAUUCGCCGCACCAGGGCAAAAGAAUAUCUGAAAGACUUCCAUAAACGCAACAUAGCUAUAAAUAAUUCGAGUAAAAAGGAUUCUGUUAAACUUGUUGACGAACACUUCGGCAAUUAAUGAAACAUGUGAAGAAUUCAAAGGGAGGCAACAUUUAUUGCCAAAAUUUAGUGAGAGCUGGCAGUUUCAAGGAGAAAACUAAGAUUGGAAAAGCUGAUGAAUUUGAUACAAACAUUGUUUGUAACAUUAUUCCUGUAAUUAUAUAAACUCGAGGCACAGUUGAUUUCGAAUACCAGCCUUUGGGGAAAAUGAUGGGAAAAGCGAAUAAUAUGAAUAUCAAGAUGAGACUAAAAGAUAUUCCUGGUGGCAAAGAAAUACCUAAGGGAUACGCAGUUGUGAAAGUUAAAGACGGCACCGUCCCAGCAAAACUUACUUAUAACGGACACUUAGUUCCAAGAGAAGUAAAACAAGACCUUCACGGUAAAAUUAAAAAUGCUGUAAAAGAACUAAGGAUGAAAAAUAUUGAUAUUAGUCGAAAUGCUCAUGGACCUGCCUUGACGUUGAUGAUACACCAAGAUCAAGGUCGUAAUCAUGACAUAAGUGUCGAUAUUACACCAUCAAUUCCAUGCAAAAAACCUUUAACAAAUAACGGGUGGCCUCGUCCGAAUACACGUAAAGCUUUUAGUAACCGAGUGAUUGAUGACAUUAAAAACGCCGGGACACACUUAGUUCCAAAAGGUGAUAACGUAUGGGCAAUUUCAUAUUCAAAAGCAGAAAAUGCUGCAUUAUUAAAGAUUGAUAAGGGAAAUGGGUGCCGGAGAGAGGUCAAUAGAAUAAUGAAGAAGCAUGUCCAGGAUUGCACAUCCCGCUCAAAAGAUGGUCUUCCGGGAGUUUCGUCACACAUGAUAAAACACCAAGUUCUUUGGUCACAGAAUUAGAUCCAGACCAAAAAUACUGGCAUCAAAGAAAUGUUGAUAACUGCCUUUACGAUACCAUGGGUGAUAUUGUAUCAUCCCUUGAUCGAGGAAAACUCCCAAAUUAUUUUAAUAGUUGUGAGAACCUUAUACAGGGGAAAGAUCGUAGAGUUCUUAGGGAAUUGAGUGAUCAUUUUGAAAAAGAGAGGACACAAAUGUUAAAUAUGUGAUCUGAAUAACGAAUUGAUGGCAA
Ruditapes philippinarum (Manila clam) is the source of this 1229-nucleotide messenger RNA. Its product is annotated as protein mab-21-like 3. Bases 371 to 1000 code for a protein of 209 amino acids. NCBI's taxonomy places the organism in Eukaryota, Metazoa, Mollusca, Bivalvia, Venerida, Veneridae. The transcript has 4 exons. The record is from RefSeq and is a predicted model, not a curated record.